AUGCAAGCAUCUUACACGCCCUCGACAGUCGCCGGCUCGUCCGACGGCGGCAUCGGCUCCUCCCUCAUCGGGCCCGGAGGAGCCGCGCUCAUGGCCGGCGCACCCGCCGCAGCCAACACCAUUGCCAACAAGCAGGCUGUCGCCGGCUCAUCCCUCUACCAGGCUUGCCUCAACCUUCGCGACCGUCUCUACUCGGUUCCCGGCUUCGGUGAGGCCUACCUCGACGAGCUCGCCCCAAUCUCGGCCGCCUCGUCCGCAUCCAACGGCAGCCCCACCUCGCCCAACGGCAGCGCAUCCGUCCCAAAAGCGAGCAGCGACCCAGUCACCCAGCUCUGGCAGUGCUUUCGACUCGGCUCGCCCCUCUGUGCGCUUUUCAACACGAUGAACCCCGAUGUAGAGCUGCCGGUCAACCCCGACGCCAAUCGCUCCAAUGCCAACGCGUGCAAGGCGCAGGUCAUGAAGUUCAUCAUCGCACUCAAAGAGAAACUCGGCUGGGAUCCAGAUGACAUCUUUACCGUCUCGCAGCUUUACCUCAACGACACCAAUGGCUUCGUCAAAGUGGUGCGCACCAUCAAUCGUCUCCUGGAUGUCUUCGAGGAGCGCGGGCUGCUCAUCGAAACGAAUCGCAAGAGUGACAACGACGACCUCGACACUCCGUCCGAUGACCGCGCCAAGGUGAUCCGCGAGCUGCUGACGACGGAGCGCAAGUAUGUGCAGGAUCUCGAGGUGAUGCAGAACUACGCACGCGCUUUGGCGCAGUACGACAUCCUCCCGCCCGACACGCUCCACAACCUGUUCGGCAAUCUCAACAAGCUCGUGGAUGUGCAGAGACGGUUUCUGAUCUGCGUCGAGGAGAACGUGCGGCGCCCACCGGACGAGCAGCAUUUUGGGCACGUGUUUAUGACCAUGGAGGACGACUUCACGGUCUACGAGCCGUUUUGCGCCAACUACAAUCUCGCGUUGGAUCUGAUCAACCAGGAGGCGCACAAUUUGGUACGCUUGAAGGGGAUGCCGAGCGCCCAGGGCUGCUACCUGGAUCCAGCCUACGAGCUGCCCACGUUCAUGAUCAAGCCCGUACAGCGCAUCUGCAAGUACCCGCUGCUGCUCGAGCAGCUUCUCAAAAAGACGCCCGAGGACGCGCCACCCUACCAAGAACUCGAAGAAGGUCUCGAGGUCAUGCGCAGCAUCACAGACAAAGUCAACGAGACCAGCCGGUUGCAGGAGAACGCGCAGCUGGUCAAAGAGCUCGAGUGGCGCGUUGAAGAUUGGAAGGGGCACAACAUCCGCACGUUUGGCCUGCUCCUCUUGUCAGACACGUUCAUGGUGGCGAAGUCCGAUACGGAGCGCGAGUACCACGUCUACCUCUUCGAAAAGAUCCUGCUGUGCUGCAAAGAGAUGGCGCCCGCAGCAUCGAAAAAGUCGACCAAAAACAACUCGCUGCUCAAACAAAAGACGGCCGCUGGCAAGAAGGUCAAGACGACGCUCCAGCUCAAGGGCCGCAUCUUCAUCAACAACGUCACUGGUGCGUUUGCCAACUCGAAAAUGAGCAGCAUCUUGGGUGCGCCAUCGGGGCAGCACGCGCUACAAGUGUGGUGGCGCGGCGAUGUCGACCACGAGUCCUUCGCGCUGAAAUGCAAGAAUGAGGAGCAGCUCAAGCAGUGGCAGGCGGCGAUCAACCGGCUGAUCGACGAGGUCAACGUUCGACGUCAGGCGGCGGCGGCGCAGCACUACGCGCAGCAACAGCAGCAGCAGCAGAUCAACAUGGCCGGAGCGGGGACGUUGGGAAGGAGGAUCACGCAGACAACCUCGCACUUCCCGCAGACGCCGCUGGCGGAGGUGGCGCCCGUCAACCCGUUCACCUCCCAAGGCUCGCAGGGGCGGGACAGCCUGUCACGGACCCAAAGCCAGUCUUCCUACCGGGACGAAGACGAAGGAGGGUCGAGCUACUACGAGAACCCCAGUGGCCGAGGCACCCCUGCUCAAGGCCGCUACUCGCAACCGGCGCCAUCUGGCACCGGAGCACCGGAAAAGCCACGUGCGCGCACCGAAGACCAAGACUCAGCAGUGAUGGCGCAGUGGCGAUCCGCCUCGCCCGCCGUCCCACCUCCUCUACCGCGCGGUCUCUCUUACAGCUCCGGCGCGGACACGCACGGCUUGCGCAAAGCGAGCAGCUCUCGAGUGCUUCGUCAGCCCGCGUCGAACCCGCGCAACCCGCGCGGUGGGGAGGCGGUCGAGUACCUCGACUCGAGCGACAGCGCGGACAGUUUCAAGCUCAACCGACCGCGCGGCGAUUCCAGCGCGUCUAUGAGCCGCACAACGUCGGACAAUGGCGCAGCGCAUUUGCGGUCGCGGUCAGCGAGCAAUCCGAUGUACGUCCUGCCGCCGCAGCAUGGUGGUGCACCGCCGCUGCCCAAGCUCCCCUCCCCGCGCUCCAGCAACGUCAGCAAUGGAGGAGGGGAGAAGAGGUUCAGCACCUCAUCCAGCACCACCUCGGAAUCAGCCCAAUCGCAAAGCUCCACCGCCGCCUCCUCCCCCAUCAACGCCUCGUCCCGUCGAACAGCCGCCAUCCGCCUCAACGUCACCUACGCCGAAGACCGCUUUGUCGUCGUCGUCCUCGCCACCGCCCCCUAUUCCGCAUUGGUCGAAAAGGUCACCAAAAAGAUCCGUCUGUGUUCGGGCAAGAACGUCGAGCAUGUCAAGAUGCGCUAUAUUGAUGAGGACGGUGAUGCGGUGUUGAUCAGCGACGAUGACGAUGUCCAGAUGGCCUUUGAGGCAAGAAACGAUGGAGGAGAGGUCGAGCUGGUUGUCAGCUGA
Messenger RNA from Kalmanozyma brasiliensis GHG001, 2814 nucleotides. Its product is annotated as CDC24 calponin. Bases 1 to 2814 code for a protein of 937 amino acids. Gene Ontology annotation, biological process: septin ring organization; establishment of cell polarity. Gene Ontology annotation, molecular function: guanyl-nucleotide exchange factor activity; protein binding. The record is from RefSeq and is a predicted model, not a curated record. The transcript has a single exon. Gene Ontology annotation, cellular component: division septum; nucleus; cytoplasm. NCBI's taxonomy places the organism in Eukaryota, Fungi, Basidiomycota, Ustilaginomycetes, Ustilaginales.